ACACUUGUGCUGGCCCUGGCUGCACUGAUCGCUGCCUUUGGGUCAUCCUUUCAGUAUGGGUACAACGUGGCUGUUAUCAACUCCCCUGCGGAGAUCAUGAAGCAGUUUUACAAUAGCACCAACUAUGAUAGAACCCAGGGCUACAUGGAUGAAUCCUUCCUGACCUUGCUGUGGUCUAUCUCGGUGUCCAUGUUCCCCUUUGGAGGCUUUCUUGGAUCCCUUCUGGUCGUCCCCUUGGUGUCUAGACUUGGCAGGAAAGGGACUUUGCUGUUCAACAACAUAUUUUCCAUUGUGCCUGCUGUCUUAAUGGGAUGCAGCAAGGUCGCCAAUUCCUUUGAGAUGAUCAUUAUUUCCAGACUCUUGGUGGGAAUAUGUGCAGGUGUGUCUUCCAACGUGGUCCCCAUGUACCUGGGGGAGCUGUCUCCUAAGAACCUGAGGGGGGCCCUGGGAGUGAUGCCUCAGCUCUUCAUCACAGUUGGCAUCCUGGUGGCCCAGAUCUUCGGGCUCCGGAGUAUCCUCACCAGUGAAGAAGGUUGGCCAAUCCUCCUGGGGCUGACCGGGGUCCCCGCUGCCCUGCAGCUGCUACUCCUGCCCAUGUUCCCCGAGAGUCCCAGGUACCUGCUGGUUCAGAAGAAGGACGAAGAGGCUGCCAGGAAUGCUCUGAAGAGGCUGCGAGGCUGGGACAACGUGGACGAGGAGCUGGAGGAGAUCCGGCGGGAGGACCAGGCGGAGCGGGCGGCCGGCUCCAUCUCGGUGCUGAAGCUGUUCAGCAUGCGGUCCCUGCGGUGGCAGGUCAUCACCAUCAUCGUCCUCAUGGGCGGCCAGCAGCUGUCCGGCGUCAAUGCGAUCUACUACUACGCAGACCAGAUCUACCUCAGCGCUGGUGUGAAGGAGACUGAGGUCCAGUUCGUGACAGCGGGCACAGGUGCCGUCAACGUGGUGAUGACAGCCUGUGCUGUGUUUGUGGUGGAGCUGCUGGGCAGGAGACUUCUGAUUCUCCUUGGCUUCUCUCUCUGCUUUGUAGCCUGCUGCGUGCUGACAGCUGCCCUGGUGCUACAGACAACAAUAUCCUGGAUGCCUUACAUCAGCAUCGUGUGUGUCAUCGCCUAUGUCAUAGGACAUGCCCUCGGGCCCAGUCCCAUCCCUGCACUGCUCAUCACUGAGAUCUUCCUGCAGUCCUCUCGGCCGGCUGCCUUCAUGAUCGGAGGCAGUGUGCACUGGCUCUCCAACUUCACUGUGGGCUUGAUCUUCCCUUUCAUCCAGGUCGGCAUGGGGGCCUAUAGCUUCAUCAUCUUUGCCGUAAUAUGUCUUCUCACCACCAUUUACACUUUCCUGAUCGUCCCUGAGACCAAAGGCAAGACAUUUAUGGAGAUCAAUCAUAUAUUUACCAAAAUGAAUAAAGUGGCAGAGGUGUACCCAGAAAAGGAGGAACUCCAAGAUCUUCCACCUUCCACUCUCCAUCAGUAA
Elephantulus edwardii (Cape elephant shrew) is the source of this 1467-nucleotide messenger RNA. It is a transcript of the gene SLC2A5, whose product is annotated as solute carrier family 2 (facilitated glucose/fructose transporter), member 5. The coding region runs from base 97 to 1467 and encodes 456 amino acids. Gene Ontology annotation, biological process: fructose transmembrane transport. Lineage: Eukaryota; Metazoa; Chordata; Mammalia; Macroscelidea; Macroscelididae. Gene Ontology annotation, cellular component: membrane. The transcript is spliced from 11 exons. The record is from RefSeq and is a predicted model, not a curated record. Gene Ontology annotation, molecular function: fructose transmembrane transporter activity.